GGGGCGGGUCGGGCCGCGGCCAUGGCGGCCGAGCAGAGCGCGGUGAGCGCGGUAAGCGCGGCGCGGCCGCCGCCUGUCGUCCCGCUCCUUCCCCGGGGCCGCGACGGCGCCGCGCUGAGGGCCGUCCCGCUCGGUGCCGCAGGAGCGCCGAGCGAGGCGGCGGUGGAGCACUUCCUGAAGGCCGGGCGCCUGGCGGCCAGGGACGGGGCGGAGAUCCGGUGGUGGCACGCAGCGAACAGCCGGCGCCGGGCCCGGGAGGCCGCCCGCAGUGCCGUUCACAUGGUAGAAGCAGAUGUCCUCCUUCGUGGUGGCAGGGGAGGAGACGGAGACCCAAUCAUGGCUCAUCCCCCUGAAACAGACAGCGACAUCACGCUGCAGGAGUGGCUGGAGGAGAUGGCCGGCACAGAUAAGGGCAUCAAGCUGGAUUUUAAGAGCCUUGACGCCGUACGGCCCUCCUUGGAGCUGCUCCAGCUUGUGAAGCCGUGUUUGGAGAGACCUGUUUGGCUCAAUGCAGACGUCCUCCCGGGACCCAAUGGGAUCAACGCCGUUGUGGAUGCAGAGGGGUUCCUUGAGAUCGUCACCUCGUUUUUCCCAGAUGUAACCUUAUCGUUGGGAUGGACAACUGGCUGGCACCCCGAACAGCACAAUGAAGGCUACAGUUGGACAAUGGUGAAAGAAAUGGCUCAGAUAUGCAGUACGCUUUCUCAGCCCGUCACAUUCCCUGUACGGGCAGCAUUAGUACGGCAGUCAGUGUCUGAGCUUUGCUGGCUAAUAGACCAGUCAGAUAGGUACAGCCUCACUGUUUGGACAGGCAAGGAGGAUGCGUAUUCUGUAGAAGAUUUGCUUUUCAUCCGUGAAAACUUUGAUAAAAGUAGGGUUUAUUAUGACAUCUCAGAACCACAAAAUUCUGAGUUUAAAAAAGCUAUAGGAAUAGAAUGUUAAAUAUGAAGCCUACAAGGUAUGACCUCAUUUAUAAUACUUGGUUUCUUUCAACAUGAAAGGGAAGUGUAUUUUCCUUCCCAAAUGGGGUGUAUAGAACACACCCAUGGUCACUGAAAUAGUUCUUGUAUAAUUGUACAUAAUAAUGUAGAAAUGCAGUGCCUCUUUAACAGGUCAGUAUUGUUACUUACUCAUCACAUGCAUGUUCUCUGUCAUUCUCCCAGUGGCAUCUAGCACUUGUUUCCUGCAAGUAUAUAAAGGGGAGAACAACCCUGGUUGCUAGUUGUAGACUGAGGUAAUUCGCUACCAGCAGCUUUUGUGUGCGCCAGUCAAAAACCAUUCAGUGUCUGUCAAGGAAAAUCAUUCACAUUUUAUACAGGAGGACAACAGUUCAGACUGUAGUAGGUACAGCACUAUGCAGUUUCUCAGAGGGAUUAUUUUGUAGCUCAUCCUCAUAUGCUCCAUUUGUGCUGCUAUCAUAAUGGAUAAUUUUCUCACUCCUCAUCAGUAGAAGAUUCUGUUUAUGAGAUCUUAAACGUAGAAUCCAUGAUAUUACCAUGAGCUACGUAAAAUGUUCUGCUGCUGUCUCUUUAAAAGCUUGAGGCCCCUAGAAUUAAGUAGUUUUACACUAAUCACUGCUUACAGCAAAAUUUAUACACUUCUGUGAUUUACUUUCCACAUUCCAGAUUGUACACCUUUUUAACUCAGCAUAUAAUUUCAGAAAUUUUCAAAAGUUAACUUAAAAAAAACAAAACAACUCACAGUAACCGUGUUUAUUACCUACAAGAAAAGUCUCCGUUAUUUUAUCUUAUGAAUCUUUUGCCUCUCUUUCAUCUUGUUUUUUUUUAAAUGAACAGCAGUAAUGACCAAAGUCUGACAGUGCAAGUAUUGUUUAGUUGCUUGUGCCAACUUGAUCAGAUCUGAACAGAUUCAAUCUGUUCUUUAUAGCAUCAGUUUCUAUUAACUGUGCUUGUACGCUUUGCUACAGCAUAGGAAGAAAAGGCAUUAACUAUUUCUGAACUUGCUGUAACUAUGGUAAAUAGAUUCUUCGAGGACCUUCUUCUAACGCAGAUCAUUUUGAUUAGCCCAGGUGCAAUUUUAGUGCAGUUUUAGUGCAAUUGCCUGAACAAGCAUGAUAGUGUAUCUGAUUGCGUGGUAUCUUUUGUUCUGGAUGAUGACCUUUUUACCUUACUCCUUUUUAGGGAGAACAGGAUUUAGAACCCACAAAAGCUCCCAUUAACCAAAGUUCUGGACGUUGCUUUGAGUCUGCAGUACAUACAGUAAGCUUAAUAAGUUAACAGUACGUUUCUAAUUUACUACCAGUCUGGGCCAAGCCUUGACUUUUUCUAUGAAUGUGAUAGAACUUAACACAACAGGUGUUGCAGAAGAAAGUUGGGUUCAUCAUUCCUGUGUAACUACUCAAAAAAAUCUGGAAGGUAAGAUGUGAAUAUAAUGUUGAAAACAACAUAAAGUGAUUUUCUGACAUUUGCAUUGCUUAAAUGUGCUGUGGAAUCAAAGCAAAUGCUCCAGAAGACACAUUUUUUUAUGAACAAUUCUAUCUUCAUCUUCAGCAUUCACAUGAAGAAUUACUCAGUUUUGGCCUACUCUGACUGCAAAAAAACCUAUCUUCAGGUUAGAUCUAAAACUUACACAUUUUAUACAUCAGCUGUGUGUGAUCAGGCCAUUUGAUGAGGUUAUUACAGAUCUGGUUUUGCAUUUCACUUUCCAUCUCCAUUGAAUUCUAUUUAAUGUUACUGACCCCUUGCUCCAUAAAGCUUUCACUUAUGAUUCAUGUUGUGCUAUUUGGAGAUGGAAUAAUUUGAUUCCAGCAGCUGGUGCAUGUUGUCUUUCCUAUCAGCAGUGAUUAUGCACCAGUAAGGUAUGAGAACCUUCCAAGUCCUCUUGCAAAGAAUCAGGUUUACAUAAACUUCCACUUCUGUGAUUCACCUUUGGGAAGCUGUGUUGCUACUGAAGAAGACGGGAACAAUGAGUAACAGAGGUCUUUGUGCCUUAUUGAAUGGUUUGUGACAGUUUAGCCCUGUCCUUCCUUUUAUUACAGCAAAAUUACAGAAAUGGCAGUGCUGUGGAAUUCAAAAAACAUGAGCUGGUUUUUUUGUUGUUGUUGUUUGUUUUUGUUUUUGGAGGGUUUAGGAGAAAGAUACAGGAGUAUUAUGAAAUGCUUCCUACACUACAUUCAAAUUCAGGGGGGCUUACCCUUUAAUUCAAGUGUUCUAAGAUUUCUCUCAAUUUAUUUAAAAUUCAUUUUGAUUUUCAGCGAAUAUUUGCUUUAAUAGGGGUAAAACUACUAAUGAAAAGAUAGGAGCAAGUGUUGGGACACAUUUUUAAAGAAAUUUUUUUUCAUAAACUUCAUGUUUAUUCAAAGAUCUUUUUUUUCCUAGUAUGAUACAUUCUUGCAGCUCUUGAAAUUUUAAUUGAAGAGCAGUAUUGAUAGUUGUUGUGUUCUGAUGUUUGUAGACUUAUUCUUUGGUUUGUCUCAUGUUGCUGUAAUAUCUGUUGGUUCACGCAGUGUGUCUCCAUGAUGUUUGUUUCUAUGUAAUAGCUUGCUGUAUUCACUGAUGGUUUUACCAAGUUUUAUGUACAAGUCUUGUAUGGGCCAAUGUACAAGUGUAAGGUCUCCUUAAUAAAACACAAGCUGGGGUGUUGUA
Gallus gallus (chicken) is the source of this 3605-nucleotide messenger RNA. RefSeq names its product family with sequence similarity 151 member B (gene FAM151B). The transcript is spliced from 5 exons. Lineage: Eukaryota; Metazoa; Chordata; Aves; Galliformes; Phasianidae. The record is from RefSeq and is a predicted model, not a curated record. The coding region runs from base 22 to 942 and encodes 306 amino acids.